CCAUCCUCGCCCGGCAAACGAUCCCUUUUCCAUCGCCCCGACUCCUGCGAACACUUCCAAAUUACCAGCUGCUACUGCUUUUAACACCAUCGCAGAGCACAAAUAAAAUACAUACACUCGACGGCUUGCCUACAACCGCGCCUCGAUCUCCUCUUCGCGAUUUGCCGCACCUUUUGUCGACACACGAUACUCGGCACGUGUAAAUCCCACAUCCGCCCUCAACGCACGCCUUGCAGGCUACGAUCCCCCUAUAACACUGUCGAUAUUCCAACGUCCCAGUAGAGGACUCUACGACUUCUUCUUCAACUCCUACCGUCUGCGCCUCCGACUCAACCGUGGCAGACUCAAACGGCCAACCCCGCUCCGCUCUCUUCAGCAAGAUUGCGUCCAGUGAACAUGAAUCCAUCGCCGACUCCUUCUACUUCCAGACCGACGAUGAAUCUGUCCCGCAAUUGAAAGACACCGAAGCAAAGGCUUCUAAUUACUUCUUGCCCGUCAACAUGAUUGGGCGGCUGCUGCAUUUAGGCUCUGGUGGCCAAGCAGCCAACUCUUCCCAAGACCAGCUUUCUGGUUCUACAUCACGCCCUAUUCUCUCUCUCGACUCCGUUCAAGAGGACAUCCAUACUCGAAAUCUUCUUUUCCCCGAUGCCACCGCCCUCUACCAACACCGCAACGACCAAGUGUUUCCGCUCUCGACGGCUUCGUCUGCACCUAUCGCAAACAGUGCCGCCGUUUAUGAUUAUGGCGAUGAGCUCGACUUGGACGUCAAAGACGUCCGCGUCUUGAUUAUGCAAGACACACUAGGCCCUGCCAAUGCUUCCCUUCUCUACGACAGUCACCCUGUCCACGAUUUGGAGAGAUCAUCCAGCUUUUCUGAAAACAAGAAGGGUCCAACCUCCCGCAAAAGCAGCCAGAGCCAGUCCUCCCGUCCUCUCACCAUCAACUCAGAUAAUACACAACCACGACAUGGCGCCUUUGAUCGCCGCCUAUCUAUGCAUUCUAGAAAUCAUAGCCAGGCUGAGACAGAAUCUCAGCGAGCUGCUCGCGAAUAUCGUGAGGAGCUGGCUACCUUUUCCAGCUGCAUUUUUGGCAACUCAGAGCUUAUGGCAUACAAGGGCACCUCUACCAAGGUUCAUGUGGUCCCUACCGACAGCCGAUCUUAUGAUGCCAUGGCAUCUGUGGUCGGUGAUGGACGCAGCUCCUUGGGCCGCUCAAGCAUGCGCUCAAGCAAGCUUUCUCAAUCCUACACCUCUCAAACGGUCUCACCCACAUAUGGGCCAGCCUUGUCCGGUAUGAGUACACCUCUGAGACAGAGUUGCCGCAAAAAGGUGCUCAUCACCCGGCUGUUCCCUGUCACUCUUACUGCUGAAGAUGUCGAGCCUCGAACCUCCCCCCAAGAUGGCUUCUCAGAGGAAAAUACAGGCUUUCCUUUUCCCUCAGCUGGAGAGGAAGCCCCGCGUAAGAAGCCUCAACCCAAGCAACGACGGACUCCUAUGUACGCAGUAGUACUUGUCGUACACCUCCCGCCUACGUCGUCUCGAAUUUCCUCCGCAGCACCCAACAGGUCUGCAUUCAGAGAGCCAGGCUCUUACAAUGAGCAAGACCUGUUUUCAUCUUCGUACAAUUCUGCCAAGGGUGCGGGAUGGAACAUGAACAGCUCAGGCAUGUACAGCGACACAGCCGAGCCGCCAUUUUCUUGGGAGGUUGAGGAUAGAAUCGACCCGCUCACGAAGCACUGGGACGUUAUCAUGAGGACACUUACUCAUCUUCAGUCUCUUGCGGCAAGCAAAAUUCACCGGAUGCUAAAGCGUGCUGAUGCAGCCUCACCUGGCACUCACACCUCAUCUACACCCACGUCAAGGACAUCCUCAGUCAACGAACGCCGCAGCGCCGAGUAUGUGAGAAUCAAGCCACCAAAGAGCACUACAAAGCUCGUAUCACUAUGGCCUAAUUGUCUCGCCGACGAUGCCGGCAUUGCUGCAGAAGUCGGUUCAGCUCGCAGCCGUAUCGUCAUGGGCCUCAGCGUUGCACGAGUUGUCACCGGCCAAGGGCGAUGGGGUAUCUGGCGUGAUGAAGCCAUCUGGGCUGCCAAGUGGACAUCUAGCCUGGAUAAAGGUCCCUUCCUCUACAACCUCUUGACAGGAUUCCUCGCCACCCAUACGGAUUGGCUACAAGCUUUAUGUAGUCCGUCCUACAAGAGGAAACUGGCGAUACAACUGCAAAAGAAGAAUGAGGAUGAUAUGGCUCUUCCGGCUAGAACAAUCAUCAUUUCUGAUGACAAGAUGGCUGCCCGCCGACUCAUCUUCCUGCUCUCUGCCUUUUUACCCUCAAAUCAGCAAAUCAACGCGCCACGAGCCCAUCGCCCUAGCAUCUCAGCAUCUGUUGGACCUUAUUCCAACUCUCCGCCUACCUAUGUCGUGCCGGUAUUGCGAGAAGAGUCUCUGCGCCGCAAGAUUAACCGACGUAGUGGACUCCGCAGAGCGUCUCAUUCCAAGGUUGGGAGCCAAAGUGCUCGCAACUCUGUGGUACCAUCUACGUUGCCACAGGUGGGCAAGGAACACGGGCACCAGCGACGAGCAUCAGAUGCCGCAUCUAUCCGCACGCUCAAUCUUCCAAUGCCUGGUGGUGACUUUGUAAGCCGCAAGAGCAGUGCAGCGACAACGACGACUGUGGUUCCCGAGAGCACCGUUCCUCACUUUACGACGCUUCAGCGCUCAGAUACUCUCCUGCGCUACCGUACUGGCACCGCUGCUAGUGCUGCGACGGAAGACCUGAAGCGCUCGCUUAAGCGGGGGGAGAGCAACACAAGUGUCAGCUCCAAUAGUUCACGCAGUACUAGCCAAGGAUUGAAAUGGGGUAGUCUCGUCAGUGGGCUUUGGAGCCCCAAACGCCGCGAUUCCAACGACAGCACAAGUCAGAGCCAAUUUAGCGACCCAAGAUCGCCUAUCAAGAAGACCUUCUCGAACACCGAUCAGCUAUCUCAAAUGGUCCAGCAGAUCAGUGUUACCGAGGAGGCAGACGAUGACUUGCUGUCGUGCUCGCCCAGACAAACUACGCUGGAUCAAGGUGCUACCACGCCUCAAAGGGGCUCAACCCGUGGCCGAUUUUCGUUUUCCCAGCAAGACCGGACUCCUGACCCAACUGGUGCCUUUGAAUCGCCUGUAAAGACCUCAAUCAACGCAGAUGAUGGCGUCAUUGAUGUCGAUAUUCCCUUCCCGGACUACAUUGCGUCCUUUGAAUCCGCCAUUAGUUCGCCAUCAAGCAGCGGCUAUUUGUCAACACCAGGGUUACCUGGCAUCGACGCGUUUGAACAAUCCACCCGUGUCUUUGUCGAUGGUGACAACCCUAUCAACGCUGCUGGCUGGCUGAACCGCUUCCACCCUGACUUUGCCCUCCAGGCCAUACCACCUCAAAGCAAUCUCAUGGAUAAGGUCAAGGCUGCUUUGCGAGCCGAACCUACCCCUCAAGUGCCACACGGCUUGGAAGAUGGCCAGCAUGAGCGUUGGGUCGAUGUUGGAUCUGCAGUUAUUGCCGAUACCACUACCAACUCCAUCACCAGAGUUAUCUAUCGACGCCUGGUGAAGAACAAGGGUUCCGAUGAGAGACCUGGCAUUACAGCUGUGCCUGCCCAUGGCUCCAAUAUCCUGACACCGUCCAUCGUCCCGUACGAGACUCAGCUAGACGAAGAGUGGAUUGAGGAGCAGAUUACAGAGUCUGACGAGACACUCGUUGAGGCUUUGGAAAAGAUUCUUUAUCUGACUCCAGAGACUAGCAAGGAUACCUCGUCUGCCUCUUCUCAUACGCACACGGAGGGCCGCGAUAGCGUCUCAGUUGGAACCCCCGAUACUUUGUCGGAAAUUACACAACUAGCGGACGCACCUCUUGAUAUCCCUAGGGUGCAAUGCAAGGCCAUUGUCCUGAGCGCUCUUGAAGACGUCAUUCGUGAUGUGGUAGAGACUCGCGACGACAAUGGUGAAGCACAAGCGAACCGCCAUGGCCGUCACCCUAACCUUUUGCGUGAUUCUGUCCGUCAAUGGGUUAAUGACUUGGAGGCGGUAGCGUAAGAUGCUUACGUAUCGUCUUUAUUUCCAUUUCUUUAGGGACUCAUAUUAUACCCUACCGCAAUCUUGUGCGGUUUUGCAUUUUCUUCGUUACAUUUUGCUUUUAUUCCCUGUCGACUGUCAUGGCUAUGACAGCGUUUACAUAAACAUUAGCGCCGGCGUUUAUUGGCAAUGGGGAAGCAAGCUAGCUUAACUCGCUACAGCUACCUAUCUUGGCCAUAUUGAUGGAUUUUUGUUUUUUAUCUUUCUUCUUUCUGCAUAGCUAUGCAUGCCUUGGAGGCAGCCUUUUAGAUGAGCACGUUUUGGUACUUUUGAGCACUAGCAUAUAUAUACAGCCACGAUUAAUCAAGAACUGUUUUUUGAUCCG
This is a messenger RNA of [Torrubiella] hemipterigena, 4428 nucleotides long. NCBI's taxonomy places the organism in Eukaryota, Fungi, Ascomycota, Sordariomycetes, Hypocreales, Clavicipitaceae. The record is from the annotation of a GenBank genome assembly.